Cercopithifilaria johnstoni is the source of this 1206-nucleotide messenger RNA. The record is from the annotation of a GenBank genome assembly. NCBI's taxonomy places the organism in Eukaryota, Metazoa, Nematoda, Chromadorea, Rhabditida, Onchocercidae.
AUGCAAUUAUAUUUGCUGUUAGGACUUAUUUGCUGCUCAGCAAUCAGUGCUAAAAUAUAUUUCAAGGAAGAAUUCACGGAUGAUGAGUGGGAAAAAAGAUGGAUAAAGUCAAAACAUAAGGAUGAUUUCGGCAAAUGGGAAAUAUCGCAUGGCAAAUUUUAUGGUGAUGCUGUAAAGGAUAAAGGUCUCAAGACGGCGCAGGAUGCGAAAUUUUAUUCAAUCGGUGCCAAAUUUGACAAAAGUUUUUCAAACAAGGGUAAAACGCUGGUUGUUCAAUUUAGUGUCAAGCAUGAACAAGAUAUCGACUGUGGUGGUGGUUACGUUAAGCUGAUGGCAUCAGAUGCAAACCUAGAAGACUUCCAUGGCGAAACUCCUUAUCAUAUUAUGUUCGGUCCUGAUAUUUGUGGACCUGGAACAAAGAAAGUCCAUGUCAUAUUCCAUUAUAAGGGUAGAAAUCAUAUGAUCAAAAAGGAUAUCCGAUGCAAGGAUGAUGUGUUUACGCAUCUUUACACGUUGAUUGUGAAUUCUGAUAAUACCUACGAAGUACAAAUUGAUGGCGAGAAGGUCGAAUCUGGAGAGCUAGAAGCGGACUGGGAUUUCCUUCCUCCGAAGAAAAUUAAGGAUCCAGACGCCAAGAAACCAGAAGAUUGGGAUGAACGGGAAUACAUUGAUGAUGAGGAGGACAAGAAACCCGAGGACUGGGACAAGCCAGAACACAUUCCUGACCCUGAUGCUAAGAAACCAGAAGAUUGGGAUGAUGAGAUGGACGGAGAAUGGGAGCCGCCAAUGGUUGAUAACCCAGAGUAUAAAGGAGAAUGGAAGCCGAAGCAGAAGAAAAAUCCUGCAUACAAGGGUAAAUGGAUCCAUCCAGAAAUCGAUAAUUCAGAAUACACUCCAGAUGAUAAUUUGUAUCUUUAUGAGAAUAUCGGAGCAAUUGGCUUUGAUUUGUGGCAAGUAAAAUCGGGAACAAUUUUCGAUGACAUCAUUGUGACAGACAGUGUAGAGGAAGCCAAGAAGUUUGGUGAAAAGACCUUGAAAAAAACCAAGGAGGGUGAGAAGAAAAUGAAGGAAAAACAAGAUGAGGAGGAAGAAAAGAAGAGGAAAGAAGAAGAAGAGAAGGCAAAAGAAGAAGAAAAGGAGGAAGAAAAGGAAGAAAAAGAAGUGGAAGACGAGAAAAAAGACAGCGAAGAACAUGAAGAACUGUAA